Molecule: messenger RNA, 936 nt
Organism: Saccharomyces mikatae IFO 1815
Lineage: Eukaryota; Fungi; Ascomycota; Saccharomycetes; Saccharomycetales; Saccharomycetaceae
Gene: PHO86
Product: Pho86p
Exons: 1
Coding region: 1-936 (311 amino acids)
Source: RefSeq, a predicted model, not a curated record
AUGGCGGUUCAACAAAGAAAUAACAAUUCCGGUAGAAAGUCCGAUAAGAACGCCCCAUCAGUCCCACAAGUGGAUGCAUUGUUGGACAGGCCGCUUGAUAUUGAUGCCCCCCCUACUAUCUAUAGUGUCAAUUUGAAGCCGGAAUACGGUACAGCUGCGUUGAAUCUGUCUGCUGAUUUCAUCAAACAAGAACAAGCACAGGCCAAUAAGUAUUUGUUCUUUCACCCCAUCAUUCUCAUCGUUCUGGCCUUUGGGCUGCUUAUUUACUUAACUCCAAGAGUCUAUUUUCCUUUAAGAAAUACGGGGUCCGUCGCCGGAUGGUUCUACCAGCUGGCUCUAAUCAAUAGGAGAGAGGUCCUCACUGGGCUAGUGUUUACUGCGAUCGGUGCGUCCUUCCUGUUCACCUUACUUUCUCGCGUAUCCGACUCAUAUUUCAAGUCCAAGAUUAACCAACUUGUCGCUUCAAAAGGUGAAAAGGUCUUUGGUAUAAACCUGAACGAUUUGGUGGCAAGACACGAAACGGAAGAUCCAGUAGUAAACAAUACACAUAUCAUUGUUUAUAGAGAAACACCCAUUGCAUUGAUUUCGUUAUCUCCUAACAUGACCUUGUCUACCAAUGAGAACUUAGUCAUGAGUGUUACCACUGUGGGUUGUCGUCGUGUAUAUGUCAAAAGUGGUAUUAUCGAAGACCUGAUUGACUGGGCUAUGCUGCACUCUAAAAAUAUUAGAAACAGCGGUAAGUAUGGGGAGACCAUGAAACUCUUGAUCGAUGUCUACUCAUUCGAUAACACAUUUAAAGAAAUCUUGAAGAAAAAAGGUUUCACUUAUAUUCAAAGCAUUAGGGUCUCUGAAAACCGACUUUUAGGUGGAUUGUUUGGUGUCAAGAAGGAAUUAUGGGGUUUACAAUUCCAUUUCAAAACCGAAAAUAAGCACUAA